Orbicella faveolata is the source of this 2785-nucleotide messenger RNA. RefSeq lists its product as uncharacterized. The record is from RefSeq and is a predicted model, not a curated record. NCBI's taxonomy places the organism in Eukaryota, Metazoa, Cnidaria, Anthozoa, Scleractinia, Merulinidae. Gene Ontology annotation, biological process: neuron projection development; calcium-mediated signaling; actin filament organization. Gene Ontology annotation, cellular component: actin cytoskeleton; cytoplasm; postsynaptic density. Gene Ontology annotation, molecular function: actin filament binding.
GAAUACUUCCAUCGUUUACGAAAAAAACUUCGCUUCCUGCGAGGUAGAAGUUGGUUGUCGGCGACGAGUGUCAAGGCAGUUUUGGCAAGUUUACCAUUUCAGACUUGCCUUUUUGUUCUUGAGCCGAGUCUACACAAGCAUGGCAAUUUGAAACGACAACGAUUACUCUUGGCAUGGACUUUACUGAGCUAAUUUGGCGGCCAUUUUUUGUUGGUAUAUAGAACUUGUAAUGGCGUGAAUUCAAGGACGAAUAUUGUACCAGCUUCCUCGAACGUUUCUGCGAUUUAGGAAAACUAGAACGGUAGGUUAAGACCUGAGCCGUUAGUGCGUUUUGUUGAAUUGUCAUUAGUCUUUAGGAGUCUUCUGUCGGUGUUUUACGAACACAAUGCUUUGAGUUUGUACAUUUAAGCAGCGAACACUACAAAUUUGACGCUUUCUGGCGAAAGAAGCUUAUAAAGAAUCCGGAAACAGCCUCUCUGCGAUGGCCACAAGAACCGAAUACGGCAAAGAGAACAGAUUUCGAGCUCGAAAAGAGGUGCAAAGUCGCACGAAAGGUGAUAGUGAAAACACUAAGAGUCAAAGCUCAACAAUAGUUACUCGCAAAAAUAUUAUUGACACUAAAACAAAACGGACAACAGGCAGUCCAGGCACUGGAGACAUUAAGGAGGAGAAACACAAAGCGUACAACAAAUUUGGCGCUCCUCCUAAGAAGGUAAUUUCGGCUGAUAAAGCUUUUAUCUCUCCCCUGAAAAGCGACAAUGUUGCACGUAAGACCCGCGAAGAGAAACCUCGCGUCCCGCGAAAACCCGCAGCGGAGAGCGAACCGGCGAUUGAUAACAGUAAGAGCAAUACAGAAGAGGAAAGCAAACCGAAUGUUAGCAAGUUGAAACACAUUUUUGACGAGACAAUUGCAAAUGAGACAAUCAAGGCACAACAGAAUUUCAGAAAGCCCAGACCUAUUUCAGAAGCCAUUGAUCGCUUGAAGUUGGAUCAUGGUAAUGAGGCAACUCAAGCUGAGUCACCAGGAAGACCCUGGUCCUUGCCUAAUUAUUACAAGAAAACUUUACCUCCCACCCCUAAUCACAAGCCACAUGUGUCUCAGGGUAUUGCAGCAAGAAGAGCAAUGUUUGAAAGUGGCGGCUCAAAUGAAGAUGUGUCACGGAAGGAAAAGAGAUCGCCAAGUUUGCUUGAUCUUGUCCCAGAUUUGAAAGAUCUGGACAUCAACUCGCUAGGCAAAAAUGAACAGUUUUCUUCACCAAGAUCUCGCACACGAUCUGAUCCAGGCACGAAGCGGCCCAUGUACUUCAUAAAAUCACGCAAACGCUAUCUUUCUGAUACUAAAGCCAUGAAUGGAGAGUAUCAUGGAACAGUUGACAAGCUGGGCCGCUCUCACGAUGACUCGGUUUUGCACAAUCCACCAGCUUACAGCAGGCGCCUUUUUAAGUCACAUAGCGUUGAUCACAUGAUACAGGGCUCAUUGCUAACACCUGAUAAAGAGUCAGAGAAAAAUGUUGAAAGUUUAACCAGUCAACCACUUUCAUCCACAAAUAAUCAAAAAGAAGAAAAAUUACCUCUGUCUCCUGAGGAUGAUCAAGCUAAAACAGCUGUGAAGUCUGUUAAUCAGGAUGAAUCUCCCAGUGUUAAGACAGGACUGAGGUUUCAACGAAAGGAGGUACCCAAAGACGACUUCUUUGAUGAAACCCCUGGAAGGGUACGCGAAGCAUCUUGGAAAGAUGAAGAGAUUCCACAAGAAGAAUCUGCGCAGCUAGAAUCGGUACCUAACGCUCAAUAUGAUUUCACGGCACGACCUGAUUCAAAACCUCAGGAAGAGAAUAAAAUGCAAGAAGCUCUUUCUCACCCAAAGCAUGACAGUGUUUACUUCCAUGAUCGUAAAAGUGAAGAAACCCCCUCACGUAAUGAAGAAACUGAAAGCUCAGGUGAUGAGAGUACUGGUAGUGUUGUGGAACACAGCGAUGUAGAUGAAGAUUGUGCUCACACCCAAGCAGUGUCUCCUGUGUCACUGCUGUUUACAGCCAAGCCAUUAACAUCAGCUUUAGCAGCUAAAGAAAAGGAGAAAAAGGGGAAAAGAUCAGUUGGAUUUGCUGUGGACACCAACAAAAUGUUUCCAACAUACAGUGCUGAAGAAUAUGACAGAGCUAACGAUAACAUUGAUCCUGUUACUGCAUCGGCUGAAUGGGAGCUAGAGAAAAGAAUUGAAAAGAUGGACAUUUUUUCUGUAGACCUAGGAAAAGAUGAGAGAGGGCUGGGGUUGAGCAUCAUAGGCCUUGGUGUUGGUACAGACACAGGGGUGGAGAAGCUGGGGAUUUUUGUCAAGUCACUCACAGAGGGUGGGGCAGCGGCAUUGGAUGGAAGAAUACAGGUAAAUGAUCAGAUUAUUGAGGUGGAUGGAAUUUCUCUUGUUGGAGUAACACAGCAGUUUGCUGCACAGACUUUAAAGAAUACCAGUGGGAUAGUAAGGUAAGGGAACUCUGAGUUUGUGUAUCUUUAUUCCUACAGUAGAAGUUACCAGCAUUCUAAAUAACGUUUUCAUCAAUGUGCAGUGCAUGUACAUGUAGCAUUUUGUCACAUAGGUGGAACAGACUUUGGUUGUUUACCAUGAUUUUGGAAAUUUCGAUCAGAACAUAUGCAAUAACUGACAAUUUUGGCUUGGCCGACUAGAAAAUUUUUGAGAUAAAUGGAACAUCUUGAUAGGUAGCCCAAAAUUUCCAACAGAAAUAAUUAUCUGAGUUGAAGUGUGCUGACCAUUUGCAAUUUCUUGGAAUCA